Messenger RNA from Scomber japonicus (chub mackerel), 528 nucleotides. Its product is annotated as hemoglobin embryonic subunit alpha-like. Gene Ontology annotation, cellular component: haptoglobin-hemoglobin complex; hemoglobin complex; blood microparticle. The record is from RefSeq and is a predicted model, not a curated record. Bases 25 to 459 code for a protein of 144 amino acids. Lineage: Eukaryota; Metazoa; Chordata; Actinopteri; Scombriformes; Scombridae. The transcript has 3 exons. Gene Ontology annotation, molecular function: oxygen carrier activity; heme binding; organic acid binding. Gene Ontology annotation, biological process: hydrogen peroxide catabolic process; oxygen transport.
AGCAAAACUCAACCAACAAGCAAGAUGACUAGUCUCACCGCUAAGGACAAGGAAACUGUCAAGGCCUUCUGGUCUAAAAUUUCUGGCAAGGCUGACGAAAUUGGCGCAAAUGCCCUGGGCAGGAUGUUGGUCGUCUACCCCCAGACCAAGACUUACUUCUCCCACUGGAAGGACUUGAGCCCCACCUCUGCCCCGGUGAAGAAGCACGGAAAGACCGUGAUGGGUGGAGUUGGUGAUGCUGUGUCCAAGAUCGAUGACCUGAAAGCAGGUCUUCUCACCCUCAGUGAGCUGCAUGCCUUCACCCUGAGAGUGGACCCUGCCAACUUCAAGAUUAUCUCCCACUGCAUCCUUGUGGUCGUGGCCACCAUGUUCCCCAAUGAGUUCACCCCUGAGGUCCAUGUGUCUCUGGACAAGUUCCUGGCUGCCUUGGCUCUGGCUCUGGCUGAGAAAUACAGAUAAACAGCCGGAGAAGAAGAUGGAGACUGCAGCAUGAGUUUACUCUGCAUAUACUAAAUAAAUGCAUGAACA